Molecule: messenger RNA, 4995 nt
Organism: Etheostoma spectabile (orangethroat darter)
Lineage: Eukaryota; Metazoa; Chordata; Actinopteri; Perciformes; Percidae
Product: neprilysin
Biological process (GO): protein processing; amyloid-beta clearance
Cellular component (GO): plasma membrane
Molecular function (GO): metalloendopeptidase activity
Source: RefSeq, a predicted model, not a curated record
GGAAGACAGGGAACUUUAGAGGUCGGCUUCACUGCCUCACUAUCUGUCGUAUAAAUUGCAUCUCCCCCCCCUGUGGAUCACACACUUGACCAAUUGCGACGCGCAAGAGUCUGAUGGGCCAUUUGAAUUCAGCGAUCCUUUGUAGGUAGAUGUGGUACAUUGUAGCCUGUGGUAAUUAGUUGUCUGUGCGCGAGCGUGUGCGAGUGUGUUUGUGCGAAUGUGCGCUCCCAUGAUAGAAAGCCAAAGGAAGAAGAAUAAGGAGAAGAAGGAGAAGAGAGAGAGAGGUGGGAUCGGUGUGUGCCUUGUUGAAAUCCAGGUUGAAGCAAAUAGAUAGCCUGUGACAGAUCGAUCAGCACUUCGCGCUCGCUUUGUGGAUUUGAUGGAUCAGUGGAUGUGAUGCCCAUUUAUAUCAUCGACCGAAAAUUUCCCGACACAUCUGGUGAGUUGAUACAGCCGGCAGCUGAAGCAGGAGACCUGAGAAUGACAGAAACCAACCCCCCCAAGUCAGCUAAGAAGCCCCGCUGGACCUCCCUGGAGGUCGGCCUAACUACAAUCGUCUCCUUGCUCUUUAUCGUCAUCGUCGCCCUCAUCAUCCUCUUUGCCACACAGAAGACUGAGGAAAUUUGCACCACAGGUGACUGCACGCAAUCAGCGUCCCGCCUCAUUGAGAACAUGGAUCCUAGCGUGGACCCUUGUGAAAACUUCUACCAGUAUGCCUGUGGAGGCUGGCUGAAAAAGAACAUCAUCCCUGAGACCAGCUCUAGAUACAGCACCUUUGACAUCUUACGAGACGAACUGGAGGUUAUCCUCAAAGGUGUCCUUGAAAAAACAGUGGAAGGGGAAGCCACUGCUCUCACCAAGGCUAAGACCCUUUACAGGUCCUGUAUCAAUGAGAGUUUAAUUGAGCUCAGGGGAGGGGCUCCUUUGCUUGACAUGCUGCCUGAUGUGUAUGAGUGGCCCUUAGCUGUGGACAACUGGGAGAACAACUAUGGUAAAACAUGGAGGUUGGAGAACGUCAUUGCCAAGCUGAAUGAGAAAUAUGGAACUCAACUCUUGAUCAACUUUUUUGUCGGCACCGAUGACAGGGACUCCAAUUCAUACAUCAUUCAUUUUGACCAGCAGACAAACCUUGGCCUCUUAUCUAGAGAUUACUACGCUUGCACUGGACCCUAUGCAGAGGCAUGUCGGGCCUACGAGAAGUUCAUGAUUGACCUUGCCAAGCUGAUCCGCACUGACCGGGGAUUGGCGAUCAAUGAAACACGCAUCAGAGAGGAAGUGACACGAGUUAUGGACCUGGAGAGAGACAUCGCCAACGCUACCGAUACUCCAGAGGACCGCAACAACCCAGUGUUGCUUUACAACAAGAUGGAACUGGGUGAUCUGAACGCCAACUUCACCCUUGAGGUUGACUCGCAGGUAUUUGACUGGAGUAACUUCACAGCUAAGAUAAUGGAUACAGUCAACAUCAGUGUUUCUGACACAGAGAAGGUCAUAAACUACUCCCCCAACUAUUACAGAAGACUCAACCUUAUCUUGGCAAGAUACAACAAAAGGGAUCUGCAGAACUACCUGGUGUGGCGUUUUGCUAUGAACAUGGUGGUAGGCCUAAGCAGAUCUUACAGGGACACCAGAAAAGCCUUUCGCAAGGCUCUGUCUGGUACAACUUCAGAGGCAGCAGUGUGGCGACAGUGUGCACUUUACGUCAACAACAACAUGGACAAUGCUGUGGGACGACUGUAUGUGCAAGAGGCCUUCUCUGAAAAAAGCAAAGAACUGAUGGAGGAGAUGAUUAAAGACACGGAAGUCUUCAUUAGUAACCUUGAUGGACUGACCUGGAUGGAUUCAGAGACCAAGAAAGCAGCUGAGGAGAAGGCCCGAGCUAUUCGCGAAAGGAUUGGCUAUUCCGACAACAUAAUGGAUGACAAAUACCUAAACAAUGAGUACAAAGAUCUGGCCUACAGUGCAGAGGAGUACUUUGAAAACAUUCUACAGAACCUGGAGUAUGUGCAAAAGAAACGCCUGCGGAAACUCAGAGUCAAAGUCAACAAAGAGGAGUGGGUAACUGGAGCUGCUGUUGUCAACGCAUUCUACUCAUCCAGCAAAAACCAAAUAGUUUUCCCUGCAGGUAUCCUGCAGCCGCCAUUCUUCAGCAAAGGCCAGGCUAAAUCUCUCAACUAUGGUGGCAUCGGCAUGGUGAUCGGUCAUGAGAUCACACAUGGCUUUGAUGACAACGGUCGUAACUAUGAUAAAGAUGGUGAUCUGAAGGAUUGGUGGACACCAGAUUCCACUGAUAGGUUCCUGGACUUGUCGAAGUGUAUCGUCAAUCAGUAUGGCAACUUCUCCUGGGACCUGGCCAAUGGACUCCAUUUAAAUGGUAACAACACCCUCGGGGAGAACAUUGCUGACAAUGGAGGGAUACGGCAGGCAUUUCAGGCCUAUAAGAACUAUGUGGAAGAGCAUGGAGAGGAGCCAUCACUGCCAGGAAUUGACCUUUCCCACAAUCAACUCUUCUUCCUGAACUUUGCUCAGGUGUGGUGUGGAACGCACCGACCAGAGCAAGCUGUUAAUUCCAUUAAAGUAGAUGUACACAGUCCAGGGAAAUUCAGGGUACUGGGCUCCCUUCAGAAUUUCCCAGAAUUUGCCAAAGCAUUCAACUGCAAAAAGAACAGCAAGAUGUUCCCUGCCAACAUCUGCCGUGUGUGGUGAUCCACAGAACUCUGGGAUAGUGUCGUCCCUGUACCCCUGCAGUACCUCUCCCCUCUGACUGUUGGCGCACUCGUGGGGGGCUACAGGGAAGUGAAAGCUCCCCUUAGCUCUUUACUGAAUGGACCAAGGCUGGUGGAUUGACACUGCAGCAUGCACUUCCUCUGCAGAAAGCAGUGGACUGUACCCUCACGGACGGAUGGAGCACUGUUUCUUCGACUCUGAUACUGUAGUUCAUUCAAUCAGCUUGAGUAUUCCUCUACUCACUGGAUACAAUCACUCCUUCUGUUUGAUUUUUUUCAUCUUGUUUUACUCAUCAUUUGAGAGUAUGCCAAUGUGGGUGUGUGUGUGUUUGUGUGUGUGUGUGUGUGUGUGUGUGUAUGUGUUUCAGUCAAAAUACUGUACAAGUAGUUGUCAAGAGGGGGGCACACAGACAAAUGUGCUCAAAUUCACUGACACGAAUACACCACCCACCCAACCACCCUCAUACAGUACACAUGGAACAGGGCUAAACCACUGUUCUGUAUGUGGGACAGAGCUGUAUGCCUCUCAUUAAACCUCAGCUGGUUUCAGCCUUCAUCUACAUGCUGAUACACUCUACGAUGUAAUCAUAAUGUACUCUGUUAAUACUUAGAACUAGAUUAAGUAAAUUAUUACAGAAAAUCUGAAUUUAUUUUGCUGAAUAGACCAGUACGUUUUUAACCAUGAUAGCAUAUUACACAAUACUGUUAUAUAGUUAAUGAUAAUGACUUAACUGCAGUUGACAGGCAGCUGCUGCUCAUUAGCAGGCUUUCAAAUAAACCAAAACUUUGCCUUGAAGACAGAUGGUCAUGAAUCAUUGAACUGACAAUCGACAGUCACCAGACCGUUUUAUACAUUCACUGAGCCUCCUGUGUGUUUCUGCGUGGAUGUGUGUCUCUAUGUGUUUUCCAGUCUUUUUAAUUCGUUAUGAUCGCUACCUAUUGUUUGUCAAGCAAAUUGGCAUGCCUUACAUGAUCUGUUGUACUGCUGUGUCUGAGCGUGUCAAUGUGUAUUUGCAGGAGAAAAAAAGGAGAAACAAAAUGUGUCAUUGAAGCAAUAGUUUGACUUUUUCUUUGCUUUUCUUGCCAACUGUUACAUUAGAAGAUUAAUGCCACUCCCAUGUCUUUAGGCUACAGCCAGCAGGCGGUUAGCUUGGUUGAGCAUUAGGACUGGAAACACCUAGCCUGGCUUGGUCCAAAAGGUAAAGAACAAUGACAUGGAAAGCUCACUAAUAACCUGGUUACUUUUUGUUUGUUGAACCAGUACAGUACCAGUGUGGUUUUGCUUGGCGUUAUGUGUCGGACUGUUUCUUUGCUGAGAGCAGUGACUUCCUGGAGUCUUCGCCAGCUGCCCGCAACCUCAUGGUGAUGACAGGACUUGAGAACUUGGAGUCUGUACCCUUUUGUCUUUUUAUGGAUUCAAAUAAAUUGUGCUUGUAAGCAGAUUUGGUUUUACCUUUGGACGGUCAGGCUAGCUGUUUCCCCUGUUUCCAGCAGAACCAUCACUUGGCUGCUUUAUGUUAAAUAGACAUAUAUGAGUAGUAUCAAUAACCUCAACUAACUUUUGGCAAGAAGGUGAAUAAAUGUAUUACCCUUGUUGAACUAUUUAAGAAAAGUGUGGCGAGUUCUCAGUUUGAUCUUGGUCUAAUCACAGGAAGUGAGUCGAGCCAUCUAUUUUGAAUGUUUCUUUUACGCAUUGAAGCAAAAGUUAAUUGACAGACGAUGAAAUGACUCAGCUUUUGAAGGAUUUAUCUAUUUUAAACUGCAGGCUGACUCUUUGCUGGAAGUUAAUGCACCUCAUUCAACAGUGCAUGCAUUUUUCUGAAUGCAGAAGGUUGUAUCAGUAGAACACAGUUUCCAUGGUUUUGUAUGGCUUUAUUUUCUACGUUAAAGUGUAACUGAGGCUGUAACACAAGGUUCGUUAAUUGUGGAAAUUUUAGCCUUUGUCUUUUAUAUAGAAAUCAGGGCAAUGAAUGCUCCGCCUUGAUCAUGUAGACCACUUCUCCAGACAGUAUACAACACCCUCCAUGUCCUUUAUACAUUGAUAAUUCCUGUGUUCUGUUCUUCCCAUUGUUUGUGCAAGCUUUCUGUCUCUCUGUCACUGUUGCUCAGGCUUUCUUUCUUUCUGUCUCUCCCUCUCUUUCUCUCUUUCACACUCCACCUGUAGAAAGACAGAUAUACCUCAGUUGCCUGUAUUUAGAUACUUUAUAAUAUUUACUGAUAAUCAUCUUGAGGAGCAUUGUCUUUUCUUUCAAAAUAAAUCUUUAUAACA